Microsporum canis CBS 113480 is the source of this 415-nucleotide messenger RNA. Its product is annotated as 60S ribosomal protein L36. The transcript is spliced from 3 exons. Gene Ontology annotation, cellular component: ribosome; cytosolic large ribosomal subunit. Gene Ontology annotation, molecular function: structural constituent of ribosome. Gene Ontology annotation, biological process: cytoplasmic translation. Lineage: Eukaryota; Fungi; Ascomycota; Eurotiomycetes; Onygenales; Arthrodermataceae. The coding region runs from base 20 to 331 and encodes 103 amino acids. The record is from RefSeq and is a predicted model, not a curated record.
GUCGACAUCACCGAUCGAGAUGGCGAACGAACGCUCCGGAAUCGCCUCUGGCUUGAACAAGGGCCGCAAAACCACCGCCAUUGAGAGACGUGCCCGUAUCUCCAGAACCAAGGGUUCCCUCUCCCGUCGCACCGCCUUCGUCCGUGAAAUCGUCAAGGAGGUCUCUGGACUCGCCCCAUAUGAGCGCCGUGUCAUUGAAUUGUUGAGGAACUCCCAGGAUAAGCGUGCCAGAAAGCUCGCUAAGAAGAGACUCGGUACUCUCGGUCGCGCCAAGCGGAAGGUCGACGAUAUGCAGAAGGUCAUCGCUGAGUCGAGGAGAGCUGGUCACUAAACAACGAAAUAAUGUCAAAUAUUUCUCAGUUCCGAAUAAUACCAACCCGCCCUUCUUGAAACAAAUAAAAUUUCCAGAAAAAAA